Messenger RNA from Stegodyphus dumicola, 6751 nucleotides. It is a transcript of the gene Frl, whose product is annotated as formin-like protein. Gene Ontology annotation, biological process: regulation of cell shape; cortical actin cytoskeleton organization; cell migration. NCBI's taxonomy places the organism in Eukaryota, Metazoa, Arthropoda, Arachnida, Araneae, Eresidae. The record is from RefSeq and is a predicted model, not a curated record. Gene Ontology annotation, cellular component: cytosol. Gene Ontology annotation, molecular function: small GTPase binding; actin filament binding.
UAUAAUGCAUGAAUGAAGGGGUUGUGAUGUUUGUGUCCGGUAUUUUCAGGGAUUAUGAGUUCCUCGAUUAUAAGUUGUAUAUAUGUCGUAUAUUUAAAUGUGUAUAAUGCCUGUGUUUGUCACUUGGAGUGGAAAACUUGAACACUAACUAGUAUUCGGCAUUUAAAAAAGUGUUGCUUAUGGUGAUCGAACUGCCGAAAACAUCUAAUGCCAGGAUGGGCAACGCUGGGUCUUCUCGUCAGAGUACCUGUCAUCAGAGAGUAAAACAGUAUCCUGUUGACAGCAUGAAAAUGCCCAUGCCUGAGCAAAAUGAGUUGGAAAAAAGAUUUACUAAAGUUUUGGCAUCCAUGGAUUUACCGCCGGACAAAGUAAAACUCCUGAAGCAGUAUGAUGAUGAGAAAAAAUGGGACAUGAUAUGUGAUCAGGAGAAAGUUAUGGCUAAAGCAUCCCCUGCUUUCUAUCUACGUAAACUAAAGACAUAUUUAGAUCCUAAAGCCUCAAGAAGCUCCCGGUUGUGUUUACAGAAACGAAAAAUACUAGGUGAUGCAACAUCAACACAGGUUUUAAGGGAUUUAGAGAUAUCUUUAAGAACAAAUAACAUUGAAUGGGUUAGAGAAUUUUUAAAUGAAGAAAAUAUGGGUCUUGACAUCUUGGUAGAUUAUCUAUCAUUUCGUCUUCUAAUGGUCAAACAUGAACAAAUAGUAAAUCAAGCAAACCAUGAAGAAGGUAGUGUUGUCCCAAAUGGAAAUACAUUAAGUUCAAAGAAUAGGCCAUUAUUGCAUGUGGAAAGUUUGAAAGUUCGUCGAGCAACUAAACACAUAGCCAAAUUAAAUAUGGGUGAAGCUAAAGAUGACAUUCAUGUGUGUAUCAUGUGUUUAAGAGCCAUAAUGAACAACAAGUAUGGCUUUAACAUGGUCAUAGAACAUACACAAGCUAUCAACUGCAUUGCUCUUAGUUUGAACCACAAAAGUUUACGAACUAAAGCCUUAGUGUUAGAGCUGUUAGCUGCCAUCUGCCUUGUGAAAGGUGGGCAUCAAAUUAUUCUUGCUGCAUUUGACAAUUUUAAAGAAGUUUGUGGAGAAAGGCGGAGAUUUGAAACCCUGAUGGACUAUUUUAUAAAUUAUGAAGUUUUUAAUAUUGACUUUAUGGUUGCGUGCAUGCAAUUUGUUAACAUUGUUGUCCAUUCAGUCGAAGAUAUGAAUUUUCGUGUUCAUCUGCAAUAUGAAUUCACGCAAAUUGGUUUGGAUGACUAUCUAGAAAGAUUGCGCCAAACUGAAAGCGAAGAAUUACAGGUGCAAAUAUCUGCAUACCUGGAUAAUGUGUUUGAUGUUGGGGCACUUAUGGAAGAUUCUGAAACCAAAAGUGCUGCUUUGGAACAAGUUGCAGAAUUGGAAGAACAGCUAUCUCGAGCAAAUGAACAGAUUCAAGAAAUGGAAAAUGAACUUAUGGCCCGAUUAGUUGAACUUGAAACUCAUCUUGAAAAUGUCACCAAGGAAAGGAAUGAACUUUUGGAAUUACACAAACAGGCUGAUGAGGAAUUGAAUACUUUAAGAAGGGCUGUUUCUCAAAAAGAGGAGGAGUCUCGUCAGAGACAGAGCCUUUUGGAGUCCAAAAUUCAAGAGCUGGAAGUAUUGCAAAAUACUCUUCCUAGAGGUAGUACAAUGUCAUCUAGUGCUAUGGAUGGCCAUUCUGUAUCAGUGCUGCCAUGUGCCCCACCGCCACCUCCUCCCCCUCCUCCUCCGCCACCAGUAUCUGUUCCUCCUCCACCACCACCUCCACUCCUAGCCAAAGCUCCUCCUGGACCUCCACCAAUGCCUGGUAUGAUGCAGGCUCCUCAAGAUGCCAUGACAAUUAAAAAGAAAUUCCAAACAAAAUAUAAACUUCCUACCCUUAACUGGAUAGCACUAAAGCCUAACCAAGUUAAAGGGACAAUAUUUAGUGAAUUGGAUGAUGAUAAAUUGUACAGUAUAAUCGAUUUUGCAGAAUUUGAGGAACAUUUCAAAUUAGGUAUUCAAGGGCCAUUUUCCGAUCGAACAGAUGACAUUAAUGGAAGUAAAAGAUUUAAGGUUCCAGAAAAGGUUACUUUAUUAGAACACAACAGGCUGCGGAACAUGGCAAUAUCCCGGCGAAAAGUUGAACUUCCUUGUGAUGUUGUUGUGAAAGCUAUAAAUGCACUUGAUUUGACCACUCUGUCUCAAGAAUUUGUUGAAAUUCUUUUAAGAAUGGUGCCCACUGAAGCUGAAAUGAAGGCUUACAAAGAGUAUGAAAGGAAUCGAAAACCCAUUGAUGCCUUAACAGAUGAGGAUAAAUUUCUUUUACAGUUAUCCAAAGUUGAAAGGCUUUCUCAGAAAUUAAAUAUAAUGAGUUAUAUGGCUAGCUUUAAUGAAAACAUACAGCUGAUAACGCCGCAAGUUCAUGCCGUUAUUGCUGCUUCUCGCUCAAUAAAGAAUUCAAAGAAAAUUAAGAAAUUACUUGAGGUUAUUUUAGCAUUCGGAAACUAUAUGAACAGUUCUAAACGAGGUCCUGCAUAUGGUUUCAAGUUACAGAGCUUAGAUAUGUUGGCUGAUACAAAAACUGCUGAUAGAAAAAUAUCUCUUCUUCAUUACAUAGCAGAAACCAUUCGACUAAAAUUUCCUCAGAUUUCAAAUUUCGACAGCGAAUUAUUGUUUAUAGAAAAGGCAGCAUCAGUUUCCAUGGAGAAUGUUUUGACUGAUGUUCAUGAAUUGGAGAAAGGCAUGGAAUUAUGUAAAAAAGAAAUGCAGUUGAGGAGGGAUGCUAGAGAUGCUGCAGUCCUUAAAGAAUUCUUAAGCAGUACUGAAGACAAAUUGAGAAAACUUAAAAACGAUACCAAAACUGCUCAGGAUGCCUAUUCUGAUUGUGUAGAGUAUUUUGGAGACAGUGUUCGCUCUAUUGCUGCCAAUACUUUCUUUUCACUGUUUGUACGAUUCACUAAAGCUUUUAAGCAAGCUGAAUUAGAAAAUGAAGCAAGGAAAAGACAACAAGAAGCAGCAGCACGAGAAAGUGAAAGGCAUGCUGCAGAAAGUAUAUCAAAAAAGAAUAGCUUGAAUUCUAGGAAAAAUAAUCAAGAAGCUGUGAUUAAUGAGCUGAAAAGCAAAACAAGGCAAGUGAAGGAAACUCGUUUGCUGAAGCAAGAUGAAGUGUAUAAUGGUGCACUUGAAGACAUUUUAUUAGGUUUAAAAAGUGAGCCUUAUAGACGUGCUGAUGCAGUACGGAGAAGUCAGAGACGUAGGCAAGAAAAUAUUAGACUGUCCCAUGCUAUGGAUGAACUAGAGCUUUGAAAAUUGUUUAUUUUCCCUAUAUAAUGACUCAGUUUGUGCCAUUUGAUGUUUCUGCAUUGUAUUUGUUAAUGGUAUACAUCAUUUGUUCCUUUUUAACAACAUCGUUCAGAUAGCUGAUUUGUAGAAACAUCAUAGCCUUUUUAAAGAAAAAAGGAUUAUGGAACUUUAUUGAUUUAUUAGAGAGGUUAGCAAUUUUUGUAAAAUUCAGAAUGCCUUCUCAAAAAGGUGCCUUGCUUCAAAAAGGUCUUGUUAGACCUAAUUCAUUUAAUAUUUCUAGACAAAUGGUAUACGAAAGCUAAUGCUUAAAUUAUUCGAAAAUAGACCAUGCCAUUGCACAAAAAUGUUUUUUAUGUUUUUAUUUUAAACAUGAAUCUUUUUUUGUACAGUUAAUUCAGAUUAUUAUAUACUUAUGAAUAUAUGUCAUUUAUAUGCAGUAAAAUUUGCUUAAGGUGUUUUUAAGUUAUUAAUUGUUAAAUGUUAUCUUUUCAGGACAAGUAAAUAAUUUUACAUUAAGAAUAACUAAAUAUAAAAAAAAUGUUUUAAGAAUAAUUAAUAAUAGUCAAAAAUUUAAUUAAACAUAAUUAAGUUAUAUUUUUUGCUAGAAUUACGAAGAUUUAAUAAAUUAUAUUCCAUACUAAAACUUCUUUGAAAAAGGUUGUAAUAAUUACAUGAAAUGUAUUUUGCAUAAUAAUCUCUUUAUAUCACAGACUUGAUUGAAAGUUAUAAUGAAUAAGGACUUUUAUUUUACGGGUUCAUUUAGUACAAUUCCUGUUUUUUCUUCAUUGUUUAGUAUUUUUUAAUGCUGCUGUGUGUAUGGGAAACAGUAACAAGGAAAAAACCCAUUAAUAUAGCAAUCAUCUCAAUAAAUAUAAUCUACUGUCUUAAUUUUUUAUCAUAUUGCUAUGGUAAGCCUAUUUUUAUAUAUUGUAAUUAAUAAUAUUUUUGAAUGUUUACUAUCUUUGGAUAAAGAUUUAUGUUUAUAACAGUCACAAAACAAUUUUAACCAAUUUUACUGUGUAUAUAAUGCUAUUUUUGCUAUAGCACAGAAUUUACAUUCUAAGUGAGCCUGGCAGUUUCUACUGACCCUUUUUGAGUUCUUAUAAUGAUCACAUAUAUAUAAUUUUAAUGCAUUAUAUCAUUAUAUAUAUAUAAUAAAUGAAUAAAUCUCUAUGCAAUAACCGCUAUUGACUUUUUUGUGCUGGCUAAUUAGGUGGUUAGAUUAAAAAGAGUUUUGAAUAUAUUUCUUACAUUUCAUUAUUUUUCUGAAUUUUUCUGUAAGUAGUUAUUAUUUACAAGAUUUUAUUAUUAAAGGAUUGCUACAUCAAUUUUUCUAAUGCUUAAUAUUUCUCCAUGCCAAAAAGACCUCUUGUAUUAGUAUUCAGCUGUUCAAGAAACAUAUCCCUAUAUUUUCUACCAUUCCUAAUUAGUCAGCUAACCUGUAAAAAGUGUAUUAUGUGAAGAAGAAAAUCAUAAAUAUUAUUUCAGAGUGCAAUUGUACAUAGCCAUAUUUAUCUUCGCAUAUGAUGAUCAUUAAAAUGUUUUUGUCUGGGUCAUUUGUGUGAGCGUGUUAAGUGCCUGAAAAGAAAUUCUAAUUUUUUAUAUUGUAAUAUAUACUUGUAAAUAAUAUCCUUUUUCAAAAGGUGCUGAGAUAAUAAUUGUAUUAUAAGAUAGUAUAAUGAUUGCUUGCCCCCCCCUUUUUUUUUCCUUUCACAUAUUCUUAAUUUCUACAGAUGACUGUCAAAAGAAUAUUUUUAUGUAUGUUUUAUGUGUGUGCAUAUAUAGUUUUUAAGGACUGACUCAAAAGAGAAUUGCUGAAAGGUAUUUCAUGUAACUUUAAUCUUUUGCUGUUCUAAUUAUUUAAAUGCAUUUGUUGAUAUGACCUUGUUAUUUGAAUGUUUGGAAAUGUAAAUAAAAAUGUGUACCAGGUAUAUUGCAUUUAAAUGUUAGCAUACAAAAAUUUUGCUAGUGAAAUAUUUCAAAAGUUCUGUGAAAUAUGAAAAGAUUGAGACAGUUUCUGUAAAAUGAAAAUAAUAUUUAAAUAUGAGGAAUGAAAAUGAAAUUUAUUGUUUAUUUUAUAUAUAUAUAGUAUAUGUAAAAUCAGAUUAUGUCCAGUGUCAGACAAGAAUCAAGAGUGUGUUUAUGUGUAAAGUUACUCAUUUAAUAAGUUUAUGCAAUAUUUUCUGAUUCUAUGUCAUAGGAGGAAAUUCAUUAAAGUUUUCCAUUAAAAGUAUAUUUUCUUAAGUAAUUGAAAAAGAUAAUUUUUCCAGAUUAGUUCAUAUUCCUUAUUUUGAGGGCUUAAUUCUUAUGCAAGUUUUAAUUCUUAUACUUAAUUCUGAUGCAAACUUCUUUCUUAAAAAUAAAUAAAAGAGACAGACAGUAUAAAUCUUAAUUAAGAAAAUAUUAAAUGCAAUUUGUCUGUCUAUCAAUAAUUUAUUAUAGGUAGAGAGAUAUUCAUUCAACUAUUUGUUUACUGGAAUAUAUUGUUCUUUUGAUAUUAUUGUAAAUGCUUUUGUAGUAUAUUUUUGGUUAAUCAUUUUUAUACAUUAUUUCAUUUUUAAAUAUUUUUUUAUAGAUGAAACAAACAUCUUAUAUGGGAAUUAUGUGUUAUAAUUUCCUUUUCUAAAAUUUUCUGUAAUUUUUUCUUGUGUAGUUUUGCAUUAAAAUUAUUACACAGAAGUGCCAUUCAUAUAAUCUAAUAAUGUGAUUGAUAUAUUUUAGAAAUACCAUUUGCAGUCAAUAACUGCAUUAAAAUUUAAUGUGAUAAAGUUUUCUCUGUAAAGAACAAUAAGUAAUUUUUUAAAAGUGGAAUAAAUUGUUAACUUUAAUCUUGUUCAGAUUUUUUAGAUUUUUCAGAUCUCUAUUGAAUAAAUUUUCUAAAAAAUGUUGCCUGUGAUAUACCUGUAUUAAACUAUAGUAUAUAGUUUUAAAGAAACAUUGCAUAUUUAUAUUUUCAUUAGUAAUUUUGACUUAAUUCGUUCAUGAUUUUUCUUUAUACUUAAGUGAUCUUGUACAUGUAAUAAAAAUGAAGUUAAAAGUUUCUAUGCAUACUUUUUCCUCUGUUGAUCUCAUUAUAACAUCUGAAUAGUUCCUUUUAUUUAAUUUUUUGUGUAUGUAUGAAAUUUUAAGCUUUAUGCCGGUGUAAAUGGAAAACUUACGAGUAUUUUUAUUUUGAAAAUACUUUUAAUGUUUUCCAUAUAGAAUUUUGUAAUAAAUAUACAUAAUAUUUAUUGGGACCAUAUUUUUAUGAUAUUUUAUAGUUUUUUCUUGCUUAUAUUUGAUUUUAAUUUUUUGAAUAUAAUAACAUUUAAAAUUAUAAAAACCACCCAUCUGGAAAAUUUUCUUUUGUUUAUGCCCUUAUUUUGUUUAUCAAAUUUCAUAAGAUAUGUAUUUUAGAACAAUGAUGCUGAAAUUUGUAAAUUUGUUUAAAUAAAUGAUUUUCAAUUUUUGAGCGA